CAUACCUUAUGAACUUUGAUCCUAAUCUCAAUAAUUAAUAAUAAAUUUUUAUCUGCAGAUAUAAAAAGUUGAGUUUGUUGCAAAGUAUUUGCAACUAAAUGUAUAAAACUCUCAUAAAUCAGCAAUUGAAAAAAUGAAACAUUAGAUGAAGAUAAAACCUGAAAGAGGUUUCAUAUGAAUUUUUGAGUUCUAUUUUAUUGAUGGAACUUCUAAAGUCAUUUUAUAUCUGAUUUACUUGAAUAAAAAUUAGUUCAAGUGUAUUUUCAAAUCUAGGUGCUACAGUGCUUCAAGUAUUAAUAGUUAAUGAGAAUGGCAGAAAUAAUCAAUUUAUCAGAUGAUGAUGAUGUGGUAUGUGAGCAGAGAAUCACCAAUCCGUUGGCUGCUGCUGAUCCUCCCAAACUGGCUCGGUGCCUCAACUCUGAAUGCCACUCACGGGAAGGGUUGCGAAAAGCCCCUGCAGCAGCUAGACGCUUCUAUGGAGUUCUUGCUUAUCCCAAAAAAACAAGGAUCUGUCUGCCAUGCUUGGCGUGCUUUUCCUUGCAUCAACAGAAGCUUAUUGAAAAAGUCAGAAAUGGUGAGAACAUCAUUCUUAUCAACAAUGAACCGCAACGAGACACAGUGCUUCUCACAGACUCCGAAUCUGAUCCAGAUGAUGUUGAAAGUGAAGAGUCUGUAUUGGAGCUGUCAUUGUCAGGGUCUGAUAGUGACAAAGACUCAGGAGAUGCAGAGCAACCAGACAGACUGAAGCGUAUGCUAGAGAAUAUGGUGGAUUCUCUUGCGCUCAAGAAGCAUGUCGAUGAAGGCAUUGAGAACGUUACGUCUAGAAUAGCUAAAGCUGAAAAUGGCCUCAAAGAGAUGGAUGAGGAGUACAACAAAAUUGAAAAAGAACUUCACAGCAUCAGAUGCUCCUUCUAUGAUUCUUUUAAACCAAAGAUCAAGCUGCUCCCAGAGGUGGACGUAGACAACAAUCCUGGGCUGGACGACCAGGUGCACGUGGUUCCCUCGGAGCAUGUCACAUGUCAAGCAUCGCUGCCGCCCGUCGCUCCUCUAAUGCGGCCACAGCUCGUACCUGGGCAGGCCGUCUAUGCCAUGAGGCUCUCGCUCUUCUCGCGCUGGGUGCCCGCUGUCGUUGUCAGUGUUGUCCAUAAGGAAGAAAAUAACACUCGGUACAUGGUGCGCUACAACCGCUUCCAAGCCGAAAUGAAGGAGCUGACGGGCAGACAACUUGCCUAUGAAUACCAGUGCGCGACGAGGCUGGUGGUGGGAACGCGGGUCAUCGCUCGCUUCAGGGAUGAGGAGAAGAACGGCCGUAAGGAUGACCAAAAGAACGGCCGCCAUGACACGUCCUCGACCAAUGGCUUCUAUGUCGGCAUUGUGGCUGAGGUGCCAACUGUCGCCAAUAAGUUCAAAUACCUGAUUUUCUUCGACGACGGUUACGCGCAAUACGUCCUGCACCAUCACAUCAGAGUUGUGACGGAGGCCUCAGCUCAGGCAUGGGAUGACGUUUGUUCUGACUCCAGAGCUUUCAUCAAAGAAUAUGUUCAAAUGUAUCCUGAACGACCGAUGGUGCGCCUACAGAAGUGGAAUAACGUCAAAACAGAGCGCAAUGGUAAAUGGUGGCGAGCUCAGGUAUUGGAGGUGGAAGGAUCCCUGGUGAAGAUGUACUUCCCGACCCACGAGCUCAGUGAAUGGAUCUACCGAGGCUCGACGCGCCUCAGUCCGCUCUUCCAGAAGAAGAUGAGCCUGCAAGCCAACGCCGAGCAGCACUCGCGGCUCACCGUUAGGAGACGAGCCAUGAUCCCGGGCAGGCAAGCCGGCCCCGUCGUAGAGUACUGCACCUUCGGGCAAGAAAGCAUCCUGCCGACUCCUCUAGGCAGCAGCACAGUAACUCCUCGCGAGAAGUUUACGCCUCAGUCAGUGACUGCUGCCAUCUCUCAUCCUCCACCUCCGUUGCUUCUCAAUGCCUCCUUCCCCAGCAGCCUCAUAUCCACUCCAUCUGGUAACAGCUCGCGUGUUUCACUGCCAACACCAAUCGUAAGCAGCACAGCCACCUCGACAUCUGCUCCUGCAGCGUCGGCUCCCUCGGCUACAGCUCCCACGGGCAACAGAUCUGUCGCUAAGAAGAGCACUGGCGCACGACCGGGCACUCCUCCUCCUGAGCUCCUAGAGAAAAUAAAGCAGGAGAUGAAUGGAUUCAUAAAAAAAGCUCAAAUUCCUCCACUGGAGCGUCGCUUCAGACCUCAUCAGUGUGGCUCUGCGUGCGUGGGCGGUCCAAAGGGCGAGGAACUCCUGAAGAAGAACCGCUACAUCUCCCCUCUUCUCAUCCCCAUUGUGCUAGGAUGGAGGAGACAGCUGGUACGGCAGCGCAAGAAGACCAUCUUGCGACGCAGUGUUUACUACGUGACUCCCUGCUGCCGACGGCUGCGUAACAUUGAUGAGCUCUUCGUGUACCUACGCACGACACAUUCCAAACUGGAGAUCGACUAUUUCUCCUUUGAGCUCAACAUAGACGUCAUCAACGAGUGGGCUCCGAGCAAAGAAUUGUACACCAUACCUGACUUCAGUCAAGGUGUCGAGCCAAUGCCCAUCCAUUGUGUCAAUUCGCUGGACUCUGACCCGCCGUUCCCUCUGGAGUACUGCAAUGUGCGCAUGCCUGCACCAGGCGUUCCUCUCAACCUCGACACUGACUUCCUUGUGUGCUGUUCCUGCACGGACGACUGUCAGGAUAAGUCUCGUUGCGAGUGCUGGCAGCUAACACUCGAGAGCAACAAGAGACUGCCGCCUAAACUUCAGCUCAACGACCCUGGCUACGUGCACAGGCGCCUCUACGAACAAGUCACUUCAGGCAUAUUCGAAUGUAACUCCAGAUGCGCGUGCAAGCACACAUGCCAGAAUCGUGUGGUGCAGAACCCGCUGCGUAUCAAACUUCAGCUCUUCAAAACAGCUCGCAGGGGCUGGGGCGUGCGUACGUUACAUGAGAUGGAGGAUAUGAAAGAAGGCUACGAGGAUGAGGUGGACCACGAUGAAGACGACUUCCCGGAUCGCCAGAAAAAAAAGAAAUCUUCAGACGAAGACGAUUCAGAACCAGAAGGAAGUGACGGUGAGUUGCGCUACCAACGCAACGACAAACACGACGACAACUUCGUCCCUUCAUGUCCCACUCAACGCUCCAACAACGUCACUGAGCGUCUGCCAUCAUCACGCCUCCUCGCCAUCUCUGCCAGGAAGAAAAACACUGAUUCUGGAGGAGAUGAAGACGACCCUGAUGAUCCCGCCCCAGUUGCAUCACCAGAAUCGUCUAGAGCUGCGUCACCAUCAUCUUUAUCUCGACGGCCUUCAGAAGACGACGAUGAUGAUGCUGACGGAAGGCAACGACGACGUCAAAACUUCAGCGCGGUCAUCCCUGAUAACCUGCCAACGUCGCCCACCAAGCAGAGCCAUCGUCAGUACUACGGCGAGGACGAGCAGGUCUACGUCAUAGACGCUAAGCGCGCCGGCAACAUUGGUCGCUUCCUCAAUCACUCGUGUCAGCCGAACGUCUUCGUACAGAACGUGUUUGUGGACAGCCAAGACUUGCGGUUCCCCUACAUGUCAUUCUUCGCGACGUGCAGCAUACGUGCGGGUUGUGAACUAACUUGGGACUACAAUUAUGAAGUGGGAUGCGUGCAGGGCAAAGUCAAAUAUUGUUACUGCGGGGCCAAAAAGUGCAGAGGGCGACUUUUAUAAGCUGCCUCCUCACACUUAUUAUGAUGGUUUUUUUUGUGUGGCCUGUAUGUGGUUCUGAUUAAAGUUUUGUAUGACUAUGUUUACAAAGACCAUCAUAAUUUGUCUGGUUAGAAGUAUGUAAUGUAUGUAAUAAGAAUUGAUCUGAUCUCGUGCCGGUGGAGUUUGUGUGCGACAAGUUUAGUUUAGUUUAGUGUCCAAAUGUUUACU
Molecule: messenger RNA, 3933 nt
Organism: Hyalella azteca
Lineage: Eukaryota; Metazoa; Arthropoda; Malacostraca; Amphipoda; Hyalellidae
Product: histone-lysine N-methyltransferase SETDB1-like
Biological process (GO): heterochromatin organization; negative regulation of gene expression
Cellular component (GO): nucleus
Molecular function (GO): protein binding; DNA binding; zinc ion binding
Source: RefSeq, a predicted model, not a curated record